Messenger RNA from Pyricularia oryzae 70-15, 423 nucleotides. RefSeq lists its product as uncharacterized. Lineage: Eukaryota; Fungi; Ascomycota; Sordariomycetes; Magnaporthales; Pyriculariaceae. Bases 1 to 423 code for a protein of 140 amino acids. The transcript has 3 exons. The record is from RefSeq and is a predicted model, not a curated record.
AUGCAGCUCAAGAAUAUUACCCUGUUGUUCGCCGCAUUUGCCUGUGCCGCCAUAGCUGCUCCUGGAGGCGACGCGCCUAUCAAAGCCAGGCAGUUACCGGAGUUAGACACCUCUGCCAACGUCGCUUCCGCGGCUGAAGAUACGCUUAUCCGAUCCAAACGACAGAAUAUUCAAAAUCCGUGCCCCGAAAGAUGCAAACCCGAGCUAUUUGGGGGGUGCACGUGCGAGCCGCGAAAACAUGAGCCUCCUGCUUCAGAACCCCGCCAAAAUGUGAAAGCCAAACGACAGCAAAAUUCGUGCCCCCUUAAAUGCUUCUCUAUCGGGCUAUUAGGGUGCCAUUGUCCGGACCCAAAAGAUAUUCCUCCAAAAGCCGAACAAAAUGUAAAAGCCAAGAGACAGCAGGCACCUACGUGCCCCGUGUAG